Messenger RNA from Hyla sarda, 1559 nucleotides. Its product is annotated as zinc finger protein 777-like. NCBI's taxonomy places the organism in Eukaryota, Metazoa, Chordata, Amphibia, Anura, Hylidae. The record is from RefSeq and is a predicted model, not a curated record. Gene Ontology annotation, biological process: regulation of DNA-templated transcription.
GGGGGAGGGGCAACACAAUAUGAGAGAGCAGUCAUCCAGAGGGACGGUCAGAGCUGAGUCGACAGCGGAGGAGACAUGACGGCGUCCGGAGACCACGAGCAGGCUGCACCUGUGUUUGAGGACACAACGUUGUCCUUCUCAGAUGAGGAAUGGCUUGAACUGGCCACGUGGCAGAGAGAACUGUACAGGACUGUUAUGAGGGACACCAUGGACCUGGUCACCUCUCUGGGUUACAUGUUCCUGAAGAGAGGGGAGUCUGAGCAAAGAGACAGUGCAGAAACUGAAGAGACUGCACUAGAAGAAAUCAUCCAUAUACCAGAGACUGUACUAGAAGACCUCAUCUAUAUACCAGAGACUGCAGUGACUCUGGAGAAGGCACCAUCUUCUGGUGAACUCUUCUCUCCAUAUCCUGUAACUGAUGAACAACCUCCCACCACUGGAGCACAGAAGAGAUUAGAAGAGAAGUCUGAUCCACCCGUCCGAGAAACAACAUUCAUCCAUGAGGUGAAACCAGAGAAUAAAGAUGGAUCCCCCAUAGCUGGGCCAAGGACAUGGGCUUUAAUACGAACACUUGAAGAUGCCUCCAGUCCGUGUGUUGGUUUUGAACAAGUCUUGAGUGGAUUUAGCGUUGAUCUAUUCAAUGGGUGUAAUCAGGAGGGGACACAGGAUCACUUGGACAAUACUGAGUUCCUGACGGUCAUUAAGGUGGAGGAGAUAAAUGUUACUAUUGGAAGUGAAAUAAUGUCCCUCCAUAGUGACAGAUGGGAGGGCCAUCCAGAGUACCCUAAUAAAGAGGAGCACUGGGACCUGCAGGGGGGAGCCGUGUUGCCUUUGGCCUCCACCGAUCCUCACAACAAUUAUUAUUUGCCAUGGACAGACAAUCAGAGGGCUCUAUCUCCAGGGACAUUACAGUGGACUGAGCAGACCCCCUUAACUAAUGGUCAGUGUGUUGAGGAAGGAGGCACAUGGCUGACUGUGACAGGCCAGCAGAGGUCCCCACUAGAGUCUCUGUACACUGAGAACUUCUAUAAAUGUUCCAUGUGUGGCCGAAGCUUCUUACAGGGUCCAAACUAUCAUGAGAGCCUGCAGCUGGAGAAAGGGGCCUUCUCCUGUCCUACAUGCUCCAGCUAUCUCAGUGAUCAGCACCACCUUCCACCAUUCCUUAGAAAUGGACAACCAGACAUUAACUCCACACAUCAGCCCUCACAGGACAAGCCCAACGUCACCUGUCCAAAGUGUAAACGCAGUUUCUCGCAGGUUUCUGGACUCCAUCGACACAUGAAGUCUCACAGUCGUAACAAGACAACAGUGAAAGUCACGGCCCCUCCGCAAAGAAAGGUCAAUGAUGGGCCAAUACUGCAAGACACGGAGACGAGGUCUACAACACAGUCCUCAAGACAGGCCUACUCCAAACUGCAUCGACACCUGCAGCUCUCCACUGCCUUCCUCCAGCAGCUGAUCACCUCCACUGGGGGAUUCCAGUAUGACUGAGGGUGGUGACAUAUCAACCAGACUGGAGAAGGGACCAUGUAAAACAAAAAUAAAAUACAAAAUUAUCA